AGCAGGAAAGAGAAAGGAACUCGGCCCUCUCGCAUUCGGGGGGAUUCCGUCACGACCCAGGAAGCGAGAAUUAAGCCCCACCUGCUCCACCUGCCCCACCCCGCCCCGCAAGCGUGAAGCGAACCAUGGCGAACGGCGAGAACGGAUUCGUGAAGCCUCAUCUUCCUCUCCCCGAAGGUCCGUACAUGGUCUCCCAUGUGGACGUGCUGAAGAAAGGAAAAGGGUUGGACGGGCUGCUGCUCCGACUCUACUAUCCGACGGACGAGGACAGCCCCGAUAUCUUCUCUGCACAGGAGGAAUGGCCGCACUGGUUGCCGGAGGUGAACAAGUACGUGGAAGGAUACUCGGCGUUCGUCGGGGUCUGGCCGUCCGUCAUGCAUCUCAUCUACCGCGUCUGCAUCGGCGACUUCUGGAUCCCCAUGUUCCAUAACCGCGCCCCCAAGAAGGUCUCGGGGGGAUACCCGCUCGUGAUCUUCUCGCACGGCCUCGGCAUGUGCCGCUGCAGCUACUCCUACAUCUGCAUGCAGCUCGCUUCCCACGGAUUCCUCGUUGCUGCGCUGGAUCACAGAGACGGAUCUUCCUGCAUGACGGCGGAAGCACACGACGGAUCCGCUGAAAACGAGACCGCAUGGAUCCCAUACCGAACUCUCGAGAAGGGAGAAUCCGAACUGAAGCUGCGCAACGCCCAGGUGCAUCAGCGGUCCGAGGAAGUGCGAAACGUUCUCCGCUUCAUGGAGGAGCUCAACUCCGGGAACCUGGAUUUCUCUUCCCUCUCGCUUCCGUCCGACAUAUCCACCCUGAAGCAAAUCCAGGGGGAGAUCAACAUGGAGAAAGUGGUGGUGUCAGGACACUCUUUCGGAGGCGCUACAACCCUCGUCAGUCUCACCAAGGAGCCGAAAUUCAGGUGCCUGGAAAUCAUUGCAUAUGACACAGACUGGAUCCAGUCCGAUAGCGAGCCAUCUUUGAAUGUGCCCUUCAUAGAGGAUGGACCCACCGACGAAAUCAUGGGAGAUAUCGAGGGUAAAGAAGCGGGGAGAAAGAGUGUGCCUUAUUGGAUGCCUAGAGGUCGCGUGCGUGGGAUUGUUGGGGCCGGGAUCGCACUGGACAGCUGGAUGUACCCGCUCCAGAAGGAGGAGGAGAUUCUUCGCUCCAUCCAGAAGCCAGUCCUCUUCAUCAACAUGGAGGCAUUCCAGACGAAUGCGAACCUGAGAGCGAUGAAGAAGUGCCUCAAUGGCGCGUGCACGAAGAAAGUCGUGACGAUCCAGGGAACGGUGCAUCACAAUCAAGUGGACACCCCUUUCAUGUCGAACGUGGCCUGGUACUCUCGUCUCGCAUCCCACCUCAUCAUAGGGCCCAAUUCCAAAACCGACCACGACGUGGCUGCGAGACUCAACGUGGCUUUGAUGCUGGAAUUCCUCUGGCGACUCCUCGGUCUGGAGCCGAGAGAGAAGGAGUUGAAGAUGGUUCAAGAGCAUAAGGAAUUGCUUCUAGAAGGUAUCGACCAGUGAAAUCGGGGAAGAACUGCUUGACACGAAGCUUUAACGAUUCUGCUGUCCGUUUGCGCAAAAAGUAACCAAGCGUAUUGGUUCCAAGUUCCUGCUUGUAUACUUCUGUACUACCAUAUCUUGGUGCAGGUUUUUCUUCUGCUUUGUCAGGCGCACGUUCAGUACAUGUGCAUAUCGAAUGCGCUCUUCGCUACAUGGAAU
Darwinula stevensoni is the source of this 1706-nucleotide messenger RNA. Lineage: Eukaryota; Metazoa; Arthropoda; Ostracoda; Podocopida; Darwinulidae. The record is from the annotation of a GenBank genome assembly.